Anopheles funestus (African malaria mosquito) is the source of this 3770-nucleotide messenger RNA. Its product is annotated as 5-hydroxytryptamine receptor 1A. Gene Ontology annotation, cellular component: membrane. The transcript has 8 exons. Lineage: Eukaryota; Metazoa; Arthropoda; Insecta; Diptera; Culicidae. Bases 1398 to 3152 code for a protein of 584 amino acids. Gene Ontology annotation, molecular function: corazonin receptor activity. Gene Ontology annotation, biological process: neuropeptide signaling pathway. The record is from RefSeq and is a predicted model, not a curated record.
UAUUAAGCCUUUAAAUACCCAUCUAACUAUAUACUAUUAGUAAAGAGGAUCUAAAUUCAAUUCCCAUUAGAAAUUAGAAAGCAACGUAAAACAUAGAAUUCAAAAGACAAAACGGCAGUUACGCGUGCAUUUUCAUCGCGUCCUAUCCUUUUCAUCGCAACAAAACGUGUGCCAUUCGAUGAGAGCUCAAGAGCGAGCAACCGUUACCCGAGAGCGUAAGAAAGCACGAACCAUUUGCGCGGGAAAACGUUCCACCAAUGGCGAAUGAAAAGCUUCUCAAUUUUCUCGUUCCCUUCGUACUGAGGAUGUGUUUGUCGGUUUUCCGAGAUGGUAGAAUAGAAUAAUCCUGCAGUGGCAGGAAAUCAUCUGUCUUCAACUACGCCAGCAAACAGUAUUCAUUCGACAUCGAGCGCAUGUGAACGGUCCGUAGCUGCCACACGUUGACCACGGUACGGUUAGUCUUACGCAGGUACUUGAGCUCGGUGGACGUUACACUUGGUGCGCGUGUCGGUUUGUGUUUUGUGGAUUGUCUGUUACAAGACACAAUUACAUUGCUUCAUAUUCGCCUGCAUAAGUGUACGUCGCAAGGUGACGUCUAGAAGGUAAUAGAUAUUAUUCAAAGCUUUCGUCCCGUACGCUAGUGUGACUGAUGAUAGUCAUCUUUUCGGUGAUUCCGGAUUUCAUGCACGCGUGCCCGUGCGAUGCCAUAAACGAGGAUGGCUAAUGUGCGUAAAAUCAUCCCGACCAAGUGUGGUACGCGUACGAGGAGCAUUUGUCGCGCGUGACAGAUGAUGCCGUGUGGGUGUGAGGAGACACAGUGCAAGUAAGCGUUUUGGUGGGGGGCUAUCCGUGUGUAUCCGACUUGAAUGCUGCAGCAUCCAGUAGCUUUAUUGGGCAGAAAAUGUCUUGCAAGAUAUUAUCUUCCCAUCGUUCUGGUCCAGCAAAUGCCAACGGGUGCGUCACGCUGUAAACGGGAAGGCUUUUGUGAAUGGUGACAUAAUUCGUGGUUAAGCACUUCUUGGCAAAUGUGAAAGUUGUUUGGCCAAAAGAGAGGUUUAUGAGAAGAUGUGCAAUGCUAUGAGCAGCUGUUCCGGGUAAGGUUGAUAAGACAUAAAACAAUCUCAAUACAAGUGAGUGCUAGAAAGCGUGCGAACGCCUUUUUGCAGUGUGUGUUUGUGCGUGUGGUUAAAUAUUGUGCAACAAAAGCAGAUGCUCUUCGGAAGGGAAAAAUUGAAGUGAAGUGCAGCAAAAGGGAAAUAAUCACAAAACAUUUGUGCGAAUUAUUUCACUUGCGUGCUGUGUAAGGUACCGGAUCCAUUGGGGAAGCACUUCACACGUGUGGUGCAUACUUGCAAGUCAGACAACGGGCGGGAUAUACCAAUAAUGUUGCCGCUGUAAUGGAUCUGAAGGCUGGCAAACAUCUAGUAGCACCAGCGAUAAACAAUAUCAGUUGCACCAACAAUCGGUCAGAAUUAUUCCAGCAUACAGGCCCGUUCGAUGUCAUACAGGCGCUGUUUAUAGUGCUGCUAACGUUUCUAGUUAUCAGUGCGAAUCUGAUGGUGAUACUGGUGAUCAACAGUCGCCGUUAUGCGGCGUACAUCCAUCCACAGCCACGCUACCUGCUGACGUCGCUGGCCCUCAACGAUCUGGCCAUCGGGUUGCUGAUCAUCCCGUUCAGUGCCCUACCUGCCUUACUACACUGUUGGCCUUACGGGGAAAUUUUCUGCCAAAUUCAGCAGGCACUACUACGAGGAGCUUUAUCACAACAAAGUGCUGUUAUAUUGGUGUGCAUGGCAGUUGACCGCUAUCUGUGCGUGCUACAUCCACGAAUAUAUCAUAAGCGAUCCAGUAAGAAGGGCUGUGUUGCGGUUUUAAGCGUUACGUGGAUAUUAUGUUUAACCUGCUUCGGAAUGUUGGUUCUUCCCAAAGGUUAUUACUUCAACAAAACGGGCCUGUUGGCAUGUGAGCCGUUCUACAGUAAAUCAUCCUACCGGAUCCUGUCCAGCUGUGCGCUCUACUUUCCCACCACCAUGGUACUGAUGUACUGCUACGGAUCAAGUUUCCACGCGAAUCGAUACCGUCUGGCGACACCGAGUGCCGCAUCCCUGUCGCUGAACGUGUCGAACAGCUGCGGGAACGGCAGUACCAGCCACGGACCGAACGCCAACAAUGCCUCGGACAGGAUUAGUGGGUGCGGGAGUGGUGGUGGUGGUGGUCGCCGGGAAGGGGACCAUAUCGAGACGCUAGCCGGGACGACGCUGACGGCUAAUGGUUCCGGUCUGGAGCACCACUCCUGCGAUGGCAAUACGCUAACGGGCAUCACCGCCAUAACACCGAUGUCGGUUUCGUUCUCCGAGAAGUCCCAAUUCGCCGUGGAGGACGACCGGCAGAUACAUGGUUCGACGUCGCGAACUAUGGCAGCAAUAUCAUUAGGUUUUAUAGUCAUAAUCACCCCCUGGACGAUACUGGAGAUAGUGGCCACGUGCACCGGUUCGAAGAUACCACCAUCAAUUGAUUUCUGUGUCACAUGGAUAGCUUUAAGUAGUAGUUUUUGGAACCCUUUUCUCUACUGGCUGUUGAAUGCGCGAUUUCGAAAGAUAUGCAAAGAACUCUUAACGUCAAAGUGUACCGGAAGUCGGAGUUCGUUGGAAGAAAAAUGUAGCAUUAGUCUAGAGUAUGACCAUCAUCUAACAUCACUGCCACUACCACCGGGUCCACCGCCGGCCACGAUCUGCCGGUCGGCCAACCACACACCCCGACCGGACGUCGAGUGUUCGGAAAAAUACUGGGGAGACAUUCUCGAACGUACCUUCAGCACCGGCAGCAUCAAUACGCUGCAUCGCCUAGGCACAACCUCACUACCGUUCGUCAACCGGGCACCGGUCGGUCAUGCUACGUUGCAGUAUCGAUGUGAAGCUCAUCAGCACCUAAUGCGGAACGCGAGCAGUACGAGCAUCGGCAAGGAACGUUUUGUGACUGCUGCUACACACUACAAGGACGGUACGAAGGAUGGAGCAUCCGAGUUUAGUGCGCAGUAUGCGCCCGGGUCCGAUCCGCAAGUAUGUGAUCACGAGCUGCACGACAUCAACUGUGCCAAGAACAAAGCAUUCUUCCGAGGUUUCAACCUGCAUCAGGGGCUCCCGGAUAUCUAGUAUUAUAGGAGCGCGUGGUUCAGUUGUUUGCGGACAUUGAAAAGACCGGCGACGCGCCUUAUGAUCAUGAGCGCGCGUUAACGUGUUCCUACGUUUCUAAACUAUUUCAUUGUUUUUUAUGUCGUGUGGAAGAACCAGGGAUCAAAUGAAAUUUUUAGUAUAGCUCUUUUUCGUUUCGUUACUUUGAGAUAUUAAAUCAUUAAAUCUAGAAACACAGCAAGAGAAGAGAAUAAAUGGCAACAACACGAAUUCAAACUAAUAUUUCAUUAUUGUAAUUAUGUUAAUACUCGUUUUUAAUACUAUCAAACUAUAUUAGAUUUCGAUAUUUUUAUUAUGUUCUUGAAUAAACUUGCGACAAUUGCGAUAAUAAAUGAAGCGUCUUUCUGUAGACGUUGGGAGAAAUGCUCGCAAACAGGUGCUAGAAAGUAAGGAAGAUGUUACUAAGAGAUAAGAUGUAACGGAGCCAAUACAGUUGACGGUAUAAGUGUAGAUUAACCUGUAAGAAAUGAGCAUUGCAGAAAACUGAACGUCAUUAGACUAGACGUAGCAACAACCGGUAGUUCUAGUUGGUAACAGUCAAAUGCGUUAAACGGAAAUAAAACUGAAAUCGAGUUUUUU